AUGUCAGUAAAGAAAGCCGGAGUUUUAGGUGCUACAGGUUCUGUGGGCCAAAGAUUUAUAUUAUUAUUAUCCAAACACCCAGAAUUUGAAAUCCACGCUUUAGGUGCAUCUUCAAGAUCUGCUGGUAAGAAGUAUAAAGAUGCAGCCAGUUGGAAGCAAACUGAAACAUUACCAGAGACCGAGCAAGACAUCAUUGUUCAAGAAUGUAAACCAGAAGGUAACUUUUUAGAAUGUGAUGUCGUUUUCUCGGGAUUAGAUGCCGAUGUUGCAGGUGAUAUUGAGAAAUCAUUUGUUGAAGCUGGUUUGGCUGUUGUUUCAAAUGCAAAAAACUAUAGAAGAGAAAAAGACGUUCCUUUAGUUGUACCUAUUGUCAACCCAGAACAUAUUGAUGUUGUUGAAAAUAAAGUGAAACAAGCUGUUUCUAAAGGUGAUAAAAAGCCAGGUUUUACCAUUUGUAUCUCCAACUGCUCCACUGCAGGUUUGGUUGCACCUUUGAAACCCUUGGUCGAAAAAUUUGGUCCUAUUGAUGCAUUAACUACAACCACAUUACAGGCUAUUUCUGGUGCAGGGUUUUCACCCGGUGUUUCUGGAAUGGAUAUUUUAGAUAACAUUGUUCCAUACAUUAGUGGUGAAGAAGAUAAAUUGGAAUGGGAAACUAAAAAGAUAUUAGGUGGUGUCAAUGCUGAAGGGACUGAGUUUGUGCCAAUUCCAGAGAGUGAGAUGAAAGUUAGUGCCCAAUGUAACCGUGUACCAGUCAUCGAUGGACAUACUGAAUGUAUUUCAUUAAGAUUUGCUAACAGACCAGCUCCAUCUGUUGAAGAAGUGAAAAAGUGUUUGAGAGAAUAUGAAUGUGCUGCUAGUAAAUUAGGAUGCCAUUCCGCACCAAAGCAAACCAUCCACGUGUUGGAACAAUCAGAUAGACCACAACCUAGAUUAGACAGAGACAGAGAUAGUGGAUAUGGUGUUUCCGUUGGUAGAAUUAGAGAAGACUCGUUGUUAGACUUUAAAAUGGUUGUUUUGUCCCAUAACACUAUUAUUGGUGCUGCUGGUGCUGGUAUUUUGAUUGCUGAAAUUUUGAAAGCAAAGAACAUUAUUUAG
Candida dubliniensis CD36 is the source of this 1098-nucleotide messenger RNA. It is a transcript of the gene HOM2, whose product is annotated as aspartate-semialdehyde dehydrogenase. The transcript has a single exon. Gene Ontology annotation, biological process: L-threonine biosynthetic process. Lineage: Eukaryota; Fungi; Ascomycota; Pichiomycetes; Serinales; Debaryomycetaceae. The coding region runs from base 1 to 1098 and encodes 365 amino acids. Gene Ontology annotation, molecular function: NADP binding; aspartate-semialdehyde dehydrogenase (NADP+) activity; protein dimerization activity. The record is from RefSeq and is a predicted model, not a curated record.